Molecule: messenger RNA, 3616 nt
Organism: Lepisosteus oculatus (spotted gar)
Lineage: Eukaryota; Metazoa; Chordata; Actinopteri; Semionotiformes; Lepisosteidae
Gene: ora4
Product: olfactory receptor class A related 4
Biological process (GO): G protein-coupled receptor signaling pathway
Cellular component (GO): membrane
Molecular function (GO): G protein-coupled receptor activity
Source: RefSeq, a predicted model, not a curated record
UGGCGAUUGGACAGACGCUCGACUGACCCCGCCCCUCACACGCCGUACGGCCGUGAUCAAAGAAAGUUCUGCAGCGAAACAUGAGUAACGGGGCCUGACCCCGCCGCUCAUGUGAGUCCCAGUUUCCAUCCGGCAGAGCUCUGCUGGCUGAACUCUGGCUGAACUAUUUCCUACACCGAAAAUCAGACCUGAGUGCAGACAGCAGUUCCUGCUCUCGGCUGAAAGGAGGGCACAGAAGUGGUAAUGAAUGAAUUAAGAGCUGAGCUGGGAAACCGCAACAGUGAGAGGACAGUUUUGGAGUUCAGUUCAGUUCAGGCAGAGUUCCUGGACUAUGAGGACACAGCCAGGUUACACAAGCUGCUGAUUAGCCAGAUAAUUAAUUAUUGGGAGCUCUCUAACGAGGGUAAAGGGCUGACUGAGGACUUCUGUGUAAUGAGGCUCUGGAGAGGGGCUGCGCAGAGGCAGGGCAGGAAGCUAUCUCCUCAUCGAUCGAGUUAAUUAUCUGGCCGGUUAGUUGCGAUAAUGAGGCUGGCAGGCACAACCUGGGACUCCACGCACAGCAACAAGAACUGUCGUCGGGACAGAGCUUUUUUCAUCCAAGACUGACAUAACAUUUACAAAAACAAAAUGAUAAUUACAUAAAUUACAGUCCUUUAGUGAAAGGAGAAAAUCACAAGAACCAUUCCGAACGAAAGGAGCCAUUUGGCCUGUCUUAUCCAUUUGCUGUUGAGAAGCUUAUUGACCCCUGGAUCACAUCCAGCUGUUCCCGAAAGAAGCCAGGGUAUUGGGCAGCUUGUUCCAGACCCCCACCACCCUUAGGGUAAAGGAUUCCUACUUUUCUCUCCCCUGUAGUUGAACUGCUCGUUCUGGAGAAGCCUGCCGGGUGGAAUGGGAGUCUGACACCAGUGUCAGGUCUCCUCCUCUGCGGAGGAAAAGGCUCAGUGCCUGCUGCCCAUCAGUGUAGGACGAUCCCCUCAGCCCCAUCUGGAUGGAUGCCAGAGCAGCAAUAACUUUUGUUUAACAUGGUGACCAAAAUUCUACAAAAUAAUCUAAAUGGGACCAUUACUUGUGCAUUGUGCAAUUUUCACAUACAGUAAGACCCUUGAUUGUUGGCGUUGUCACGGCUUCAAGACUAGGGAGCUACUUGCUGUAGGUCCACGUCUGGCCCCCGGUUGGCGCACAGCUCUCCUCCCUGCCUGCGGAAGGAUCCUCUCCAGCUCCUCCUGAGACACUUCGACCUGCAGACCUGUCUCUGACAGACACCGGCUCUUCAAACCUCAGUGUCAGUGGGAAACGUGCCCGAGCGCAGGACGCAACACUGUGUAUGUGAGAGACAUCCCCAACACUCCUGGUGCACAGGAUGCGACAAUGGGAAGACAGACCCACUGAGUCCAGGCUGGAGUGAAAACCUGGGGAACAGCCACGCCCCAGGAGCAGGAGUGAAUGUCAGUGAUGUCCAGAUAUCCCCAAUCCUGGAGGACACUGUGCUGGGUUUAUUCCAGCUGGGCUCUGCAUCUCCAGGGCUGAACUGAUCUGCCUGCUGCUUUAGUCCUGUGUUUACCUUCUUCGCUUGGUCUGAAGCAUGCAGAAUAGUGCACAGCCUCUCCUCAGACUGCUGGCUGGGCGCUGUGUCUGGUGGGAGCUCUCAGUAGCUGAUCUGUUGAAGAAGAACAGACACAGGUGGGAAUAACACUCUAUCAGACACACCCUUCUUUCUUUCUGCAAGGGUCCAGGGGAGUACACUUCAGGCAGCACACCUGGAGAAGGGUAGUUCUGAAAAUCAGAAACUUCUGAAAGAGCUGAAACAGGUUUACAAAUAAGGCUCUUUCUGUUACUCCAUGAUCAGGCUUGGGAACUGCUGCUGUAGAUCGUUGUACAAUCACAGGCACAGCAGCUCCUCCUGCCUGUGUGUCUGCUGGUGUCCCAGUUUGGCCCAGUAAUGAUCUACUUUCCAGUAAACCUGCAGAUACGCUGGCCCUCUGGGACCAGGAUCUGGGAGGAGUUGUAGUGUCCAGUGCUGUACCCUGUGCUGGAUCCUGGCGGGCACGUUGUUGGACUCACUCUGAUGGCAGGACGUUGCCAUGGGAGCAGUGCCCCGCAGGUGGGUGUCCCUGUGCCUGCCCAGGUGAGAGAGCAAUGAGCUGGUUGCCGGGGAACUGAUGUGGGGAUGAAAUGGGGCAUAAGGAGGUGACAUAUCAGCAGUGAGGGGCAGUUCAGUCAGACACACAGAGCCAGAGCACUGUACUGACACAGGCAGCCUGGCAGGGGACAGGCACGCGUGCAGGAGCCUCUGAACGCAGACGGGAUCCACUGCCCGGGCUGGACCGGACCCAGAAACCCGGGCUGGGCUGUUCUCUCCAGCCAGCGGCUGUUGUCCCGGCUCACGGCUGAGUGAAGCUCUGGGAGUGUAGGGACAGCCCUCCGCCACUGUGCCAGAGGCCCCAGGAUGGCACAGGUCCUGCCGGUCGAUGCCAUCCUGUUCGGGGUGCUGGUCCUGUCGGGCAUUGUGGGGAACGUACUGGUCAUCUGUGCGGUGGUUCAGUCGGUCCUGCAGAACUCCUUGCUCAGGAUUCCUCCCUCCGACCUGAUCCUGGCCAACCUGUCGCUGGCCAACCUGCUGACCUCCUUCUUCCGCACCGUCCCCAUCUUCGUCUCGGACCUGGGGCUGGAGGUGUCGCUGGCGCCGGGCUGGUGCCGGCUCUUCAUGUUCCUGUGGGUGUGGUGGCGGGCCGUGGGGUGCUGGGCCACGCUGGGGCUGAGCCUGUUCCACUGGGCCAUGCUGCGGCGCCACUCCUUCAUGUCCGGCCUGCAGGCGCACCGGGCCGAGCUGCGGCGCGUGUGCGUGGCCCUGGCGCUGGUGUGGGCACUCAACUUCGCCUACUCCCUCCCAGCGCUCGUGUACUCCACCCACUCGCGCGGCAACACCACUGUGGAGCUCAUGGUGAUCAGCUGCACCACACGCCCCCUGCUGGGCUGCGUCUGGGAGUUCCCCUCCGAGGUCCAGGGCAUCGCCUUCGCCACCGCCUCGCUGGUGGUGAACGAGCUGGUGCCCCUGGUGCUCAUGGUGGGCACCAACCUGGCGUCGCUCUGUGUGCUGCGGCGCCACAUCCACACGGUGGCCGGGGCCAACAUGGAGCUGCAGGGCCACAUGGCCUCGGAGCGCAGGGCCAGCCACGUCAUCCUGGUGCUGGUAACGCUGUUCGUCACCUGCUGGGGGCUGCAGGUCACCGCCGUGACCCACUACAACUACAACCGUGGGCGCCAGGCCGAGACCCUGCUCACCGUUUCGCACUUCGCAGCCUCCGUCUUCGUGGGCUUCAGCCCCCUGGUGGUGGCCCUGGGGCACAGCAAGCUGCGGGGGAGGCUGCGGCGCAUGCUCAGGCUGCACUGCGGCAGGAGGGAGGGGCCAGGGGGAGAGGACGUGGGGGACAGGGAAAGAGACAGAGAAGCAGCGACCAAAACUCCUACUACCACAAGGACCUGCAGAGACAAGAGCUGAGCCCAACAAAGAACCCCCUGAGCCAGCUGGUCCUGAGACUCACUGGCCCGAGCCACACCGACACCAGCCAGCCUCAGGACAGCACUGCUAGAGCACCACGACUCAGACUCAACCACA